Molecule: messenger RNA, 1050 nt
Organism: Tremella mesenterica DSM 1558
Lineage: Eukaryota; Fungi; Basidiomycota; Tremellomycetes; Tremellales; Tremellaceae
Exons: 3
Biological process (GO): pyrimidine nucleotide-sugar transmembrane transport
Cellular component (GO): Golgi membrane
Molecular function (GO): UDP-galactose transmembrane transporter activity
Source: RefSeq, a predicted model, not a curated record
CUGAUAACGCUUGCUUUACAAAACGCCUUCUUGACUAUCAUUAUGCACUAUUCACGGAUAUCGACCGCUCCCUCACGAACCUACUCUGCCGCCACAGCCGUCCUGCUUAACGAACUCCUCAAAGGUGCUAUAUCCGUCUUGAUCGCUUUAAAACAUCCUCGCCCUCCUUCCUCAUUCCCGUCAUUCAUUCCGACCAUGCUACACCCUUCACGAAUACGAAAUCUAACCAAAUCCGUUCUCUCACCCGAUUGCUACAAACUCUCAGUCCCCGCGAUUCUCUACGUCAUACAAAAUAAUCUCCAAUAUGUGGCAGCAUCCAAUCUCGACGUCGCAACAUUUCAGGUUACCUAUCAAAUGAAAAUCCUCACAACUGCCUUCUUCUCUGUUCUCAUGCUUAGGAAGCGUUUAAGUAAGGGCAAGUGGCUGUCCCUUAUUCUCCUUGCAGCUGGAGUCGGUAUAGUUCAAAUACAAUCUACAGCCGCACCUUCACACAUAUCGCCUAUCGUUCAGACCGAAGGCGUACAGAUAUCGAAAGGAAAUCAACUCCGUUCCGACAUUCCUCAGCUGAAUUCCGAACGCGUGAUGCACCCUUUGAGAGGCUUCAUGGCAGUCACUUUGGCUUGUAUGACUUCCGGCCUAGCCGGCGUGUAUUUCGAAUUCAUCUUGAAAACUCAGACCGGGUCUGGGCCCGCGCCCGAUCUGUGGGUACGGAAUACUCAGCUAUCCUUUUUCUCAUUAGUUCCCGCAGCCGUGCCGAUUCUCUUUGCCCGUGGGCCAGAAGGAUCUAGCUGGUUGGAAAGAGUGGGAGGGAGCUUUGCCAAUUUCAAUGGGUGGGCAGUGGGAACCGUGUUGACCCAGACUUUUGGAGGAUUGAUCACGGCUAUUGUGAUCCGUUAUUCGGACAACAUCAUGAAAGGCUUUGCCACAUCAUUAUCCAUUAUCAUCUCCUUCCUCGCCUCCGUCGCUCUCUUCUCUUAUCCCAUCACAGUCGCAUUCGUCGUCGGAUCAUCAAUCGUCCUUCUCGCCACAUAUAUGUACAACGCUCCAUCA